Messenger RNA from Aspergillus neoniger CBS 115656, 2131 nucleotides. RefSeq names its product putative MFS efflux transporter. Gene Ontology annotation, molecular function: transmembrane transporter activity. The record is from RefSeq and is a predicted model, not a curated record. Gene Ontology annotation, cellular component: membrane. Lineage: Eukaryota; Fungi; Ascomycota; Eurotiomycetes; Eurotiales; Aspergillaceae. The coding region runs from base 345 to 1835 and encodes 496 amino acids. The transcript has a single exon. Gene Ontology annotation, biological process: transmembrane transport.
GAGUCAGGUCUCCUGCACAAUGUGUGGGCAAACCCUGGCAUCUAGACCACUUGACCUCGUGUUUUGGACACCUCUGCCGGCACUUGGAGUAGAUGUAUCAUAUCUUGAAACUUGCAUGUGCCUGAUUGGUUUCCGAAUCCUGUCUCUUUGUUGUUUGCUUACUGGUGGGGUUUGCGGGGUGAUAUUCCGCUGAAGCUAAUUCACUUCCUUUUGAUAUUAAUAAUGAUCCCGACACGUCGGGGAUCCCUAGAGCUCCCUGAAAGAAUCCUCUUUCCUAGGGUCCUCACAGUUUUCGUACUACAUUUUCUUAGGAAAUUCUUUACUGACUGGAUACUCCGCUGAAGAUGUCGUUCUCAGCCUUGGGUACUCUCGUGGACAUCCAGAGUCCGCCGCUAAUCACGAGUCCUGCAGCGGUGGUGCGCAAGGAUAAGCAAGGGAUUCCUCAUGCUCCCUCGGACCAUGAACUAGAGGGUCUCCGACGAGAACGCAGUCAACAGACCGCCGAUAUACCCUCUCAGCAGACACUGGGUUUGCAGACGCCUGUAAGCCCCGGGGAAUUGGAAAGCCAUCCCACUUCGCCGGGAGAGGAAGCUGUGGACUCCAUUCCCGCAAUACAGAGUCCGCCAAUGACUAAAUGGCGGCUGUUGAGUACUUGCUUGAUGAACUUCGCCGGGGGACUGAACGACAGCGCUCCUGGAGCCCUCAUCCCCUACAUGGAGAAAGACUACAAUAUCGGUUAUGCUAUCGUGUCGCUGAUCUUUGUAACAAAUGCGGUGGGGUUCAUUCUUGCUGCCCCUUUGACCCAAAUGCUGGAGCUAAAGCUCGGCCGGUCAAAGACCUAUUCUUUGGCUACAAGCUUGACCACCGCUGGUUAUGUCAUCCUCGUCUGCAAGCCACCAUUCCCUGCCGUUGUGGCCAGUUUCUUCCUGCUAGGCCUCGGCAUGGCUGUCAACCUAGCCCUGAAUAAUGUCUUUUGCGCGAACCUUGUGAACGGCACUGCAGCUCUGGGCGCUCUUCAUGGUGCUUAUGGCAUCGGCGGCAUCAUAGGCCCGCUAGUGGCGACGGCAUUGGCAUCUCAUGGGGUCCGGUGGUCCUACUUCUACAGUAUUAACCUGGCCAUGUCGCUGAUCAACAUGGUGUUCUCCGCUUGGGCGUUCCGGAAAUAUGAAAAGGAACUACCAACACAGUUACUGACGGCGCUCCAUCGGACCACUUCUCAGCAAACGCCUGGCCCAGUCCAGGCGGCCAGAACACACCUUCUGAAGCAAGCACUGAAGAGUCGACCCACUCUACUUGGGGCUUUGUUCAUCUUCGCCUACCAAGGGGCGGAAGUCUCCAUUUCCGGCUGGGUAGUCUCGUUCCUCAUCAACUAUCGUCAUGGGGACCCCUCACGGGUUGGCUACGUUAGUGCCGGAUUCUGGGCUGGCAUUACCGUUGGACGGUUUGUCCUAUCGCAUCCCGCCCACCUAGUCGGGGAGAAGCUAUCCGUCAUCCUACUGGUGCUCGGAUCAGUUGCCUUUCAGCUCAUGACCUGGCUCAUUCCCAACAUCAUCGGGGACGCCGUGGCUGUAGCCGUAGUGGGUCUGCUACUGGGACCAGUGUAUCCUUGCGCCACGGUAGUGUUCAGCAAGCUACUGCCGCGCUCGAUGCAGACGUCCAGUCUGAGCAUUAUCAGUGCCAUGGGAAGCAGUGGGGGAGCAGUAUCGCCAUUCUUCACCGGUCUGCUGGCCCAAACAGUGAGCACGUACGUCUUGCAUCCGAUAUGCAUUGGAUUGUACGGCGUGAUGCUUAUGGGGUGGCUGUCUCUUCCUCGUAUCUCGAAGAGAUCCGAGUAAACCGGCCCGCCAUCCUGCAGGGUGCAGUCACCACUUGUCAUCUGGCGUCACGCUUGCUGUCGAAAUUUCAUCGUAGUGUGGUUUUGCCCCUUCGCUUCUGAUCCCCGUACUGUAUGUCCUCCCUACUUCUCGGGAAUGUGUUCACUUUUUUCUGUUGUUUGGGCCUGUUCAGCUGUUGCCUUUCCCAUUUCUUUUUCGCGGGUUCUUCAGGUGUCUCUCUAGGUGCAUAUGUCUCCUCAAUCGCAGGACUCCAGGCUAGUAAGGCAGCCAUGGACGGAUGAUCCGACGGCACAUGA